AUGAUCUUCAGCACUGCUCUUUGUGGCCUUCUCCUUCUUCUUAACGCACACUUCUUCAACGCCUAUCCUGUCUCCAGUGACUCACUGACCCGUGAUGACUUGGACGUCUUAAAGACACUUCUUCUACGACUUGAGGCAACCCUUCCGGAACCUAAGGAAACGGCACCGUUCCUGGCCGAGAAGGCUGGGGACGUGGAUGCCGAGGACAGCUACGACCAACCGCAAGCAAGACAAAACCAAGCCCAAGUGGAACAGUUCCUGUCAGCUCGGGACUUGAAGGCUGUUCGGAGCGGGUCGACAUCAAGAUCUUCGGGGUGCUUCGGGAGGAGACUGGAUAGGAUCGGCUCCAUGAGCUCCCUGGGGUGCAACACUGUUGGUAGAAAUAGUAAGUCGAUAUUUUUGGAUGGAUUCAUAGCUGGGGCCUAA
Messenger RNA from Scleropages formosus (Asian bonytongue), 426 nucleotides. It is a transcript of the gene nppb, whose product is annotated as natriuretic peptide B. The transcript is spliced from 2 exons. NCBI's taxonomy places the organism in Eukaryota, Metazoa, Chordata, Actinopteri, Osteoglossiformes, Osteoglossidae. Gene Ontology annotation, biological process: neuropeptide signaling pathway; cGMP biosynthetic process; negative regulation of systemic arterial blood pressure. Bases 1 to 426 code for a protein of 141 amino acids. Gene Ontology annotation, cellular component: extracellular region; cytoplasm. The record is from RefSeq and is a predicted model, not a curated record. Gene Ontology annotation, molecular function: hormone receptor binding; hormone activity.